Pocillopora meandrina is the source of this 12259-nucleotide messenger RNA. The record is from the annotation of a GenBank genome assembly. NCBI's taxonomy places the organism in Eukaryota, Metazoa, Cnidaria, Anthozoa, Scleractinia, Pocilloporidae.
GGCAGGGACUGGUUUGACAUAUUCAUCAUGGCGGCUGUGAAGGCAUUAAAUCCAAAAGCUGAGGUAGCAAGAUCGGCUGCUGCUCUUCACCUUAACAUAACAGCAGCAAGAGGACUUCAGGAUGUACUUAAAACAAAUUUGGGUCCAAAGGGGACUAUGAAAAUGUGAGCGCAUUUUUUGCACUGGUUACAUAAAAGUAGUUUGAACACGUGCUUGUCGAAAAUUUUCGACUGCCGGAAAAGCCAGCAUAGUUUCCUUCUGAUUGGCAAAGAAGAGUUAUAUUUUUCCAUUGAAAUUCCUAUGUAUCCCAUUUAUAUGUUCUUCGUGGUAUUUCUCAAAGUAGAGGUAGUUGUUUACGGUGCAAACUCAAUAAGAUCAAUGAGAUUCUUGGGCCGGUAAGAUGUUAAUGAGACUGUUUUUCGCAAGUAAUUCAUUUUACGGAAUUUUUCAGCCUUCAAAAACGGUGAAAAGUAUGUCCAUUCGACUGAAUAGGCGAAUUCAGCCCCAGAUCUUUUCUUCCAGUUCAGUAUAUCGAUUAUGGUACAUCUAGGAAUGAUUUAUAGCCUUUGUACAUUUGUACCGAAUGCAAUGUUUAAAUUGACGACAUGGUAGUUACUCUUAUUAUACAGGGAUAAAUAAGAAUCUGGGCCCUUAAGAGACAAGGUUGUCAAUCACAUGAAUUACUUCCUGUGAAUAAAAGUUUUUGUAAAACAUGCAAAUACUCUGCUUUCCAUCACAGAGAGCUUUUUGUUUUUGUAAUGGAAAGUGUUCUCCACCCUUCAAACAACCAAUAGCAGUAUCCUUCAGUAUAGUGAAGUGUUGAGUACAAUUUGAGUUCAGGAGGGGUGAAGAAGGAAAUUUAUGAGCCAAAUGAUCAAUUACUGCAAGAGCAUAUUGCAGAUCAUGUUAAAGGAACAUGUACCAUAUUGCUACAUGAAACAUGUAACAUAGUGAUUCUUGUAUCAUGUAAGAUAGUGAUCAGGGAGGGGGGGGGUGCUUUUCCCUGAAAAAAAAUCCAGAAAUCCAUGGCUUGUAGGUGAACCACACAAACAUUUCAAUUUUGUAUGGUCGUUCAUUGGUACUCAUUUAUCUAUUCCUUGGUGGACAGAGACAUGACAAAGACAGACUUUCUCCUAACAAUAUCAGUACAAUAUCAAGCAGACAAGAGAUGAGAAUGAAGAGAAAUUUCCAUUACAGGAUUUUUAGCUGAUCUAGUACCAAAUUCUCGCUACUAACAUAAUAAGAAUUGUAUGGCAGACAGUAAGGAGAAAUAGUAAUGAGAUCUUGGAAGUGAGAGGGUGUAAAGCAUGUGUUCCUCUGUGAUUGUGAUAGGUUGGUGUCAGGUGCUGGAGACAUCAAGUUGACAAAAGAUGGAAAUGUGCUACUACAUGAAAUGGUAAAUUAUCUGGCGGAUUAAAGCUUUACUGUGACAGUAUUUAUUGAAAUUGAUAAGAUGUAUUGGUUAUUUGCUGGAAGUAUUUCCAGGAUAUUGUGAUGUCUAGAACCAAUACGCCCAGCUACAGUAAACUGUAGAUUUAUUCUGACCAGUUUUUAUCUUUUUACAAGGAAGUUGUGCCAAAAAGCAACCAUUUUUUUGUGAAGGAAAAAAAACUCUGCAGAAAUAAAUCUUCUAACUUACACCAUCAUGCCCUUGAAUUUGUGAAAAAUUGGGAAAAAGAGAUCAAAAUGUCUGUGUAUUUACAACAUUUUUACGUCAAAGUCUGGGUGAUGUAGUUUAUUCAAGGAACAUGGCACAAAUGAAAAUGAAAAUAGGUGACAUUAUUAAAGAACACUUGUACUUCAAGAUGUGCAUAUAAUUUAUAUUUUUUACUUGUUCACCAUAUAUAUUUUCUUCAUUGUUUUGUAACAGCAAAUUCAACACCCUACAGCUUCUCUAGUAGCAAGAGUGGCUACAGCUCAGGUUAGGAAACUUUCCUUUUGUCUCUAACUAGAGUAGAUACAUUUGUCAAGUUUUUUUUACAUCUAUUGAGUAUCCAGCUUUAUUAUAAUUGCUUAAAUAGGUGAUUAGAAAGAUGUGUGGGCUCUGAUUGGUUUAAGGUUGUGCCGUAUCUCACCAUAAUCACCCUGUAAGAGGUGAUUAUAGUGGGGGUGCUGAAUUUCAAAAUGGCUGCCUCGUAUUUUGUCAAUUUUUCCAAGGAAGUGAUAACCACAAAAGAACAUAAUUAAAUUGGAAAGAGCACAAAAGAUGCUAUUGGGUUUGGUGGAACAUUUUCAAAGGAUAGAUAUAAAGUUUUUGCUGAUUGAAUUUAUGAUAUAAACCUGAUAAAACUCCUUACUCAUCUUGAUACAAGUAAUCGCUGUGAUUGUAACAAAAUAUGUGCAAUGCUUUCUUCAGGUACAGAAUUCAAAGUACCUUUAGUUAGCAACAAUACUAAAAUUAAAAAUAUUCACUUUGCUUCCUAAAAAUAAUUGUUAAACACUUUAAGAUAUAGGUAUAGAUGUAUCAUGCUCUAAAUUUUGAUUAAUUGGAGUCUAGAGAGGGGUCCUGUGACAGUAAAGCAUCUUAUCUGAGUUCAGAUGGUUUGUCUUAUUUCAGAUUUUGGACAAUUCUCUGCAGUUUUAAUUUUUUUUUUUUCAUUAUUUAAGGUGGUUCUUAUAUCCAUCUGAUCUAUUACGGUUUCAUGUCACUGAAUAUUCUGUUCAAUUUCAUAUGGUUUUGUGAGAUUUCAGACAGUUGUAUCUCAUUUUAUAUGGUUCCAUUUCAUUUUGACAGUUCUAUCUCAUUUUGACAGUUCCAUCCAUUUUCAAUUGUUUCUCUAAUUUUUCUUUCAGUUUUUGUUCAAUUUCAACUGAUUGUGAUUGAAACAGGAUCACUUAAUUUGUCAUCAAGACAAAACAUUUUACAGACUCCCAAAAUAUAUUUGAGUUUUUAUUUGAUCAUCCAUUUUUUCCUUCUUUUCAUAGGACGAUAUUACUGGAGAUGGUACUACUUCAAAUGUCUUAAUUAUUGGAGAAUUGUUGAAACAGGUAUAGUGUAAUUUUUCUCAAAUCAGUUGGCGAUAUUUUAGGGAAGUUUUGAACUGAAUUCAGUUUGCUAGAAAGGCAAAAAUUGUCUUUUUCUGCAAAACUUGGGGAUUCUAAAAUUUUAAUAGGACCUAGGUUAAAUCCUGGAAAUUGGACGUGGAAUCCUUUGGCAACUCUGCUGGCCAAUCUUAUGGACAGACAGGCACUGAUGGAAUUUGAUGGAUUUGAAAUUUUCAAUGUAGAUGCAACAGACAAAACAAAAACUUGUCAAGACAGAAUUUGUCCUUUGAUUUUGUUGGGACAAUUCUAGUUUUGUCUGCAAGUGCAGAAAGGCCCCUAGAGACAUGCAUAAAAGAGCUGAACUAAAAGCAUGGAAACUUGUUUAUUUAAUACCCUCUGACAUAUCUACAAACCUUUUUUGUUCACAUUAGACUGUACAAGUUUUCAUGUUGUCCAUCAGGCUGGAAAUAAACUUAUAAGUGCAAUUAUUUACAGUACAAUUUCACAUCCUCUAGUAAAAUAAUUCUGAUAGUGUCACCAUGCCUCAUAGCCAUGGGUGUUGUGAUGCACUCAUUGAAGACUUUUAGAAGGUUUCGUUACCUUUGUUGUGUUGUUCACUUGUAGUUUACCUUCCAUUCUUCUCCCUUUUUUGACAGGCUGAUCUCUACAUAUCAGAGGUAAGAACAAUGUUAACUUUUUAAAGAUGGUUCUAGCUCUACAGUUUGUUCUAGAUCUUUGAAUCUCAUUUUGUCCCUGAAAAAUUGAUAAUAAACUCAAGAUUUCUGUUGAUUUCUGAGGGCCCAAAUCAACUUUUAUGCAUAGCAAUCCUGAGCAAAUAAUCCAAUGGUUUUAUUACAAACUUCUAGCACCAAAAAUAAUCAAUUUAAACCAAUUAUACAAAUUCUUUUAGGGUCUACAUCCCCGUCUUGUCACAGAAGGAUUUGAAUUAGCAAAGAAGAAAGCUUUAGAGGUAAGAUCACCAUGAUGUAAUUUAAAAGAGCCUGUCAGGGAAAGCUGAUAAAAUUCCAUGGGGGUGGAGGAGGGGUGGGCAACCUGCAGUGGACUAGCCUCCCAUCUAAGGGGGGGUAGUAAUACUUCUAGUCGUUUCAUGCUACAAAAAGAAAAACCAUGAUAAGAACUGGCUGAAUGGGCCUCCUGGCUUGAGUGCAGUCUUUACCAUGCUUUAUCCUGCAAAGGGCUGUAAAUUUAGUACAUUUUUGCACUAGAGGUCACAUUUGUAUCCUUUCAAGUUAAAUUUGUAUGCAAAAUUUUUUGACAGGCCCUGUUGGUUGGAGUAGUAAGCCUCCAUAUCAACCCCAUAGCUCUGAUCUCACUGUUGAUGUGAGUGGUGAUGUAUUACUAGGGGUCCUUUUUGCCUCCUUGUGAUGUAUUUUCCUAUUUUUUUUUUAUUGAAGGUUUUAGAGGAAGUUAAAGUUUCAAAGGAAAUGGAUAGAGACACCUUAAUAAGUGUAGCAAGAACAUCACUUAGGACAAAAUUACACACUGAACUAGCAGAUUUACUAACAGAGGUGACAAUUCAAAACACCUAAUGUAUUGGAUUCAAUCUUUUCAAGUUUGUGUAUGCUGCAUGAACUGAAUGAUGUUAUUUGCUGUAAACAAUACCAGUUGCUGAUUUAAUCUGCCACAGAGGUAUAAAAGGCAGUUGAUUAGCUAUAUCAAACACACACACAAUAAAAAAUAUCGUAAUUUUAUACAUGACUGUGCAGUUACGGCUUUUCUCACAGCUGGAAAUACUUGUGAGACCACAGUUUGUAUAAUAGAGAUAAUUAUUUCCUUGCCAUCAGGUUGUUGUUGAUGCUGUGUUAGCCAUUCGAGAUCCUGCAAAACCUAUAGACUUGCACAUGGUUGAAAUUAUGCAGAUGAUGCACAAGUCUGGAACUGAUACAGGGUGAGUAAUAAAUGAGAAUAUUAGUAAUAUUCAUAAAAUCAGUAUGAGCCAGAGGUGAAGUGAAGUGAAGUGAUUUUAAUGAUAAAUUCAUUUAGCUAGGUCACAGAUUGUCCUGGAAAAAGACUACAGGUCUUGGAGAGUGCUAGAAAUCUGCUUAAUUCAAACAGUAUAAUUUUCAGAAUUUAUGUUAUCAGAAAUGUUUGUAGACCAUAGAAUGAAUUGAUUUUAAAAUCUUGAGAAUUAAAGGGGUAAAUUGAAAGUGUAAAAGGGUACAAACCCUGACUGAGGCAGAGUGGUUAACUCUCCAAAAUUCUGGCUGAGGUGGUUUGAAGGACAGAUAAGACUAUCCAAUGGAUAAAUCCCUAUCCGGUAGAUAGUGCAAAGAGUUUUGUCAACACUGGAUAGGAACUUAUCCAUUGGGUAGCACUAUCUUCCAUUUUUAGAACAGGGAUCUGGUGUAGAGGUCCAGAUCCAAGCACUGGCUUGGUCACUCGAAUUUGUCUUUGGAAAAGACACUUAUCUGUCACAUUGCCUCUCUCCAUUCAUUAGUGUAAAUGGGUAGCAGCAAACUUUUCAGUCAACCUGUCAAAAUUCAGGGGGUUGUGUAGGAUGAACCAGUAUCCCCUUCAGGAGGGUGGGAUGCUUGUUACUUCAUGAUGUGCCCAGUCUCUUGUUGCCACAGAAAGAGGGAUAAGCAAUAGAUAUGGUCCUACUUUGUUCAUGUUACAGAAAGGGAGUGUGAGCAUUGGCUGCUAUGAUCCAACUGCCUCCAAAACUUAAUCUAAAAUUUUGGUUUCGGCAAAAGUCAAACAAAAAAGUGGAACUACAAGGAGACAACAUUUCCUAUUUGGAACAAAUUAGGAAAAUUCUAAUGCACCAAUCACAGCACACAAAAAUGCAUAAAUGCAUAUGAGAAACCAGCAUGCUACAUAUAUCUCUGUUGAUUUUUCAACCCCAUCUCUUGACUUUCAACAAACAUUUGAGAAGUUAUAACAUAAAAUCAGCAAAGUGAGACAAAGGGGUAAAUUUUGUUGAACUAAUUUGUACCUUAAUCCACAGCUUAGUCAAAGGGCUUGUGAUGGAUCAUGGAGCUCGUCAUCCUGAUAUGGCUAAAAAAGUAACAGAUGCUUACAUCCUCACUUGUAAUGUUUCCAUGGAAUAUGAAAAGAGGUCAGUGUAUCACAUAAAUUGCAAGAUUUGAAAAUAUGAUUGGAAACAUUUUUCAGAAAUGAGAGUUGAAAUUUAUUAAGUUAUACACUGCAGAAAGGAUCUCAAUAAAUUGUCCUUCUUUCUCAUGUUUAUUACAUUUGUUUUCCUCAUAUAAUUGUCAUCACUAUGAAGUGCAUCUAAAAUCUUGUUGAAUUAUUUUUGUUUGGAAUGUUUAUGGCAAUUUUCAUCAUCUUUAGUAGUGUAUCAAUAAUGUUAUCAUUGCUAUAAUUAUCUCUAUCAUAAUAUUUAUCAUUAGUUGUUAGUAUUUACUCUGCACUGAAUCUAUGAACCUUUUUGACAGUUUUUUUGAAAUUAUGACUAUAAUGGUCAAAUUAUUAUUACUCAAAGAAUUUGAAGUAAACAUUUUUUACAAAUUUUGUUGUUCUUUGUGCUUUACAGUGAGGUGAAUUCUGGCUUUUUCUACAAGAGUGCUGAAGAGAGAGAGAAACUAGUAGCAGCUGAAAGAAAAUUUACAGAUGACAAAGUACAGAAAGUAAUUGAACUAAAAAAUAAGGUGAGAGUUAAUUGUGGUGCUUUUUGCUGGAUCAAAUUUGGGUUUUAGUGGUUGUGUCUAAAUAGCUUACCAGUAGUGCCAGAGCUUAAAAUAUUUCUGUGAAAUGAGGGAAUUAGGACAUUGUCAAUCUUCAUGUACAGGGCCAAGUUGUUAGGGUAACCUGGGGUUAGUGUGAAAUUUUAUUUCAGAUGUGAAAGCUUUAAAAGAAAAUUCAGUUUAAAUCUUUUUGUCUACAAUUUUGUGACCCAUGUAUACUCCCUGGCUGAGAGGGUGGCACUGACAAAGUGUCUUAAACAAGGGCCCAACCUGGACUUGUACCCAGGCCUUUUUUUCUUCUGUCCAUUGUGAUAAUCAUCAGGUCACCCCUUAUCCCAUGUACGUUUGCUAAGGUCUUUUUGUUAUUGGCCCUCCUUUCUUUAUUUGUUUUCUCAUUUCCACUCAUUUUACUUGGGGAAUAUAAUUUUGUCAGGAGGGAGAAGACAAUCUGAUGUGAGUUGACAUUAAUUUUAGUUAGAAGCAGCAACAAUUAGUUGUGGGUUUGUGUUUUGUUAAAGUGUUCCUUUCUCCACUGUAAUUAAGUAUGACACAUUCAACAUACAUGAAAUACAUGAAUAUAUUUCUAGUACAUAAGUUUGAUAGCACUCCUCUAGUGAACUUUAGUAUGCAAAUAUUAUUAGCUUUCACUUUCAAUUGUACUUACUCUUAAGAUAUUUUUCUUUGUAAGGUUUGCGAAGGAAACAACAAAGGAUUUGUGGUGAUUAAUCAGAAGGUUGGUCCUAAAAAAACUGAAUGAUGAUCAAAGUAUAUUGUUACCAUUUCCUGUCCUUUUGGUGGUUAGGACUUGAACACAUUCUUGAUAAUUUAACCUUUUAACUCCCAUUGAGUGACCAAGACAGAAUUUCUCCUCACAAUAUCAAUACAAUGUCAAGAGUUCAAGUGAUGAGAAUAAAUAAAAAGGUUAAUAAAAGGAUUAUUUCUUGAUCCAAUGCUAAAUUCUCCAAACUAACAUCGUAGGAAUUGUAUAGCUGACAGUAAGGAGAAUUACACAUAAAAUCUGGGAAUGAUGGGGUUAACCAUAGAUUGUUAAUCUUGUGAGCUAUAUUAUUAAAUAAAUUAUUAAGAUAAUGUCAAUUGAAACCAUUCUCUGGCUGACUGAACAGUUUUUUUGUUUUUUUUUGUUUUUUUUGUUUUUUUUUUUUUAAACAGGGAAUUGAUCCAUUAUCACUGGAUACAUUAGCCAAAAAUGGCAUUGUGGGGCUUCGUCGUGCCAAGAGAAGGAACAUGGAGAGACUCACUCUUGCUUGUGGAGGAAUUGCCAUGAACUCCUUUGAUGAUCUUACACCUGAAUGUCUGGGUCAUGCAGGACUUGUUUAUGAACAUGUUCUGGUGAGAAUUUUCACUAUAUGGGUGAAAUAGAAUGAGUGGAAAUGUUUUUUCUCACAUGCCACUAGAGCAGGUUCAAAUUCUGUACAGGCAUGAAUUUUUUUCAGGCCUUAUUUCCACUACUGCUUAAGAAUUCUUCAUUACUGCAAAGAUUGCUUUCUAUGCUGUUCAAUAUGAUCUAACAGUGGUCUUCAUGUAUUUCCUCAUUUCUCUAUUUUUGUCUUCUAUUUAGGGAGAGAGUAAAUACACAUUUAUUGAAGAACUGAAAAACCCUCUCUCAGUCACUAUCCUAAUUAAAGGUGAAUUGUAGAAGAUAUUUUUCUAUAGACUGACAUUGUAAUUGUAGAGCGUAAGAAAUCUGGACUUUUUUUUUUUUCUCUUCCUGAGCCAAAAAAAAGGAGAACACUUAUUAACUCUGUUAGAUGUUAAGUUGCUUACUUUACUUAUUUAAACCACAUGGGUAGUUUUUUAUGAGUGUAUUCACCUGUCUUCUGUUCUGGGGCAGGAUGCAUAACUCUUGUCCUCAAAGCUUCUUUAUGCCAUUAGUUAAAAUGGAAACCAGUGAAAUCAUGUAGGGAGGAUUGAUCAUCUCUACUGAAUUCGUAUCUAACCAAGGCCUUUCAAGAAUACUUUAGUAACUUCCUAUAUUGGAAACUGGCAUCUGUUUUUUUUAGCUCUGGGUGACCUUUUUCUUGCAAAUUUCCCAGUAGAAACACAUGAAGAAAAAAAGUGGUAUUUGAUUGAAGCAAAUCCAAGUUAAAUAACUGUGGUUCAGAUUAUUGAUAGCUGUUAGAAAUAUGGGUUGAGUGAAUUGCAAUUCCAUUGUAACUUAUUGGAUUAGUUGUUUCUCUUUAACUGUUGUUGUCUUCUAUGAUUUUGCAGGGCCAAACAAGCACACUUUGACACAGAUUAAAGAUGCAGUGCAUGAUGGUCUGAGAGCAGUAAAAAAUGCUAUUGAGGAUGGUAAGAAAAAAAGGGGUUUGAAGCAUUUUUUUCAAUACCUUUUCCAUAAGCAGCUGCCAAUGGUGUUACUAAUGUCCUGUAGGUAAAAUCCAAACACGAGCCUGCUUGCAUGCUAAACAGACAGGGGUGGAGGUGUUAAACAAGCCAGUAUACUACUGGUAGUCAGCUUUUGUUAAAACUUCUGUUUAAAAUAUCCAAUCUUUUAACAAGUCAACAACUGGUAACAAGACAGAGAUGUUUCAUUGUAGGAAGUGUCGUCCCUGGUGCUGGAGCAUUUGAGGUGGCCGUCAGUGCUGCUUUGACAGAAUUCAAGAAGACAGUGAAAGGCAGAGCAAGGCUUGGAGUUCAGGUAAGGAGCAAUUAAGAAAAUAAAGUUUUCUUUAUUCAAACUUUUAUCAUGCAGUUGACCUUUACAGUAACAGACAUCUUCAUGACCAUGAUAUGUUCAUCAUGAUACCAAGAGUAAGCUUCAGCAAAGGAGAUGCCCAUUUAAUACAUCCAGUUUGAAGUCUCCGGUGAUUCUUGCUCUUGGUUCUGAGCAAAGCAAUUGGUUCAUGAAUCAAACUGGUUUUCUUUCCAUAAUUUUGUCUUUGCUUUUACCAAUGAGAUCUUGGGAUUGUAAAGAUUAAUUGGUGUUUUCUUCCAGAUAGCAGGAAGAUAAGAGACAAAAAAACAUGGUUUGGCAAAUUUUGUACUUUUUUUUACAAACUUUGCCCUUUUGGAAAAAAGAAGGUGUAAUAAUUUUUCUUCUAAACAGUUGAAUUGUGUAGUUUGAACUUGGAAAUAAGAAAGAAGCAAUCAAACUUUCUAUUGUGUGAUCUUUGUUCUGAAAUCAUAUUUGUGAUUUUAGGAUUAACAGUCUUCAGUUAUGAAAAGUUUUAGUUUAUUUGUGGCAGUCACUUUGGGUGUGAAUUUGUGGUGCUUACUUGAAAAACCUAAAUUUUUAAUUUGAUGAGUUUAAUCAAUUGCAGGCCUUUGCAGAUGCCCUGCUUGUCAUUCCAAAGAUCCUGGCUCAAAAUUCUGGUUAUGAUCCACAGGAAACAAUUGUUAAGCUUCAGGUUUGGAAUUCUGUAUAUUUCUUUUUUUCUUGAACAGUAAUAAAAUCAGUUAGGAUGCUUCAAAAUUUUAUGGCCCUCUCUACUUUUCACAGCAUCUGAUAUUUUCAUGUUUAUGGCCAGCAGCCAAAAGCUGUGAAUGGUUGCUUUUAGUGCAGUUCAAAAUUGAAAAGUUCACCAGGAUGUGGAAAUUCAUUAUCUAAAUAGGGCAAAUGAUCAGAAGCAUUUUUUGUUGUCAAUGAGAUUGGGACCUUUUAACUCCUAGGAGAAACCGAAAAACGAAUUUCUUCAUGCAAUAUCAAAAUAUUUUCCAGCAUAGAGUCAAUGAGAUGCAAGAAAACUAUCAGUUGGUGGAUAUUGUAUGAUGUAACCACAAAUUUUUAGAGCUAAAAUUUUAAAGAAUGUCUGGCAGACAGUGGAGAGAUCUUUGGAUUGAGCAGGUUAAUGUGAAUUCUAUUUGACUGGCUGAGAUUGUGAACAAGGUGCUAGAAUUUUAUCUUGCAUUAAAAUGUAAGGGAUAGUGUUUGAUCUGUUUCAGGAGGAAUAUGCUGAUGUUGGUACCCCAGUGGGUAUUGAUCUCUCAAGUGGAGAGGCAUUAGUUCCCUCAGAUAGUGGUAUCUGGGAUAACUACAGAGUCAAGAGGCAGCUGCUGCAUUCAUGGUGAGUAGAAAUCCUGUCCUCCAAAUUUUGUCUUUCGUUAGUUCGACUACAGGCUAAUUUUGAGCUUCAGACAUGUUAUUAGAAGGUUAUAAUAGUACUUUAAGGGCAAAUAACUGUUAACUCCUCGGUGAGAAGUGUUAAAUUAUGGACCUCCUUUAAAGAGGAUUGGUUCAUUAAGGUAGCUCUGAUAUAGUUCCAGCUCAAUUCUUAUUUUUCCCAAAUUACAUUUCUUGUUUCAUAUAUUGGAGCCAGGCAUGACUUAGUGGCUUUGGGGCCCUCAUUUCUAGGUGCCAGUCCUCCAUUUUUUUUUUUUUUUUAACUCAGUAGUCCCAAGUUAAUAGCACCACUGGUUUGCCUUCUACCACUCACUCACUUGUCUCCUUCACAGCCUUGGUUUGGGCUCGUCACGCAACCGGCUUUCUCCCCUGCGUGACGGGACCAAACAAUGGCUGCGAAAGAGACGAACCACCCACCAAUUUUUUUUUUAACAAUUUACGCUGUAAAAUCUUUGGAUUUAUAUUUACAUCGUUCCAAAUAAGCUCAGAGGUGCUUCAACAACAGCAGCAACAAAAAAAUUUCAACUCGGGCAAUUAGAUAGAGUUAUUUAUCAAUUCAGUGAUUUAAUCAUUCUUUCGUUUUCUUGUUUCGUUCAUUUGUUGAAUAAUGUAUUAAAUCAUUUAUUCUGCAGCACUGUAAUUGCCAGCAACCUUCUUUUGGUGGACGAAAUCAUGAGAGCUGGUAUGUCUUCUCUCAAGGGCUGAGCUGAGCUGGAAAUUGGAUUUACUCAAGGUAUAAGAGGAUUCUACAAGAGUCUUAGUAAACAGUUAUUUUUGCGUCCAAUUUCAUCACCUCCUAGUAUUUUCUUUCAGUUAUAUAAUGGUUUUAUCAUAGCUGUUUGAAAUGAAGGAAAAAAUUUUGUGUCCCUGUGUUGCAUGGUUUGGUAGCAAUCUUAAUUUUUUGCGUUUGAAAAUGGAUGACAUCCUAGGUCAGACGACAGAGCAUGUUUUGAUUUAGUUUUACUUGAAAUCCAAAUGCGAAAUAACCACCUAGUCCAAUCAGAACAAAGUUAAAUAUCACAAGGAACUAGUGACAACUCAAUGUUAAAAAAAUAUGCAAAUUACCUGAAGCGCGGGAAAACACCAGUGACCAAGUUACAGUUGGUUUUAGUCUUGUGUGUGAUUGGUUGAGAGGGAGGCACGAGUUUUGUAGACCAAUCGCAGAGCCAGGUAGACGAAACCAGUGCAAAAACUGGAAUAUAUUGGACCUGCUUUGUUGUGCUGUAAAACAAGUCAAAACCUCACCAUCUUAAGCACCCAAAUGUUAUUAUUUAAAGUUAUCUGGUCACGACAACAUGCUUAUUAUUUUCUCUGCUUUUCCUUGGUUCUCUGUUAGAGCAAAGAUACAAGCACUGCGUGAAGAAGUUCGUUCACCUUGCUGUGACUCCACGAAGAUAUCGAACAGCGGUUUUCAGUGUUACUCAUUACAUUAUAGCUGCAAUAAAUGUGUUCCAUGAAACUUAAACAUAUUAUGUGAUUUUGGCAUCAGCUUACUGGGUUCAGACAACUAAACGAUAUAAAUACA